Paramecium pentaurelia is the source of this 1345-nucleotide messenger RNA. The record is from the annotation of a GenBank genome assembly. NCBI's taxonomy places the organism in Eukaryota, Ciliophora, Oligohymenophorea, Peniculida, Parameciidae.
AUGUUUAGAAGAGGAAGGAAUGAUCCUUUAGAAUUAUUAAGAGAUCAUGUGAUUCAUCAUAAAUAAAUUAAAUUAAGAAGCAAAAAUACAGAACAUAGAUUACUAUUUGAUAAUAGUAUUGAAUUUAAAUGUUCGACUGUAAAUAGAUUUUUAAUUAUUUAAUAGGAAACAGCAUGGAAGUCUAAAUCAGGAUAAGAAUACACACUUGGAGCCUUAUGGUGUUUUUUAGAUUGUCAUUUAUAGGGUUUGGAAUAAAAAAAUUAUAGAAAGAAAGCAUUGGAUCUAAAUUUUGAAUAGGUUUUUAAGGCUGAUAAUUAAGACAUAAUUGAAUAUUUCACUGGUAAAGUAGAUUAUACAGAUUGUAUUAAUGCUGACAAGAAGCCACUUCCAUAAAAUAAGAAAUCCCUCCAAAAAGAUGAUGAUAUUGAAUUUGCAAGUUAAAAAAAAGUUAAGCCUGAUUAAGAGAAAGAAGUAAUCUAUUUUUUUUAAUGAAAUUAGCCACUUACUGAAAAAGAAUUCAAUUUAAAAGUUUUUGAUGAGAUUUUGAGAUUUGAAAAACCUAUUACAACCAGAAAUAGAUUAUUUAGAGUUUAAGAUAGAACAUUUGAUGAUAUUCUAAAAACAGCUUAAAAAGUAAUUAUAUUUUAACUAUAAAGAUUUUUUAAGGUUAAUAUGUAGGAGUAGGAGGAGAUGAAGAAGAAUUAUAAUAAAUUCUUGGAACCAGAAUUUAAGAUGUUAAUAAAGCUAAAUAAUUAUCAAGUGCAAAAUUAUCAUAUUCAGUAUUGAAUGAAUUCAUUAAAUCAAAAGAAAAACCUAUUAUUAUAGUCCCUCAAAUAGCUGAAUUAGGAAAUGUUUGUUUAAGGAAUGUGUAAUAAUUCUUAGAAUAAGGUUAAUAUAUAGAUCCUAAUGGACUUAAAUUUACUAAUGAAUCUAGAUCUGUUUAAAUUAAAGUCAAAUUAAGAUUAACUGAUAUGUAAAGAAUAUUUUCUUAUUUUCAGUGAAUAAUAAUUUAUAGUAUUAGAUACUCCUAAUACAAUUACUAAUUGGAAAAGAGUAGUUGCUGUAUUUUUGAGAGGAUCUACUUAUGAAUUGAAACAAUUUCCUGAUCAAAAUCCUAAUCAAUUAUUUAAAAAGUAAUUAUUAUAUAUCUAUUACUUUUUUAGCAUUAGAGGAUAUCAUAUGAAAUUUGAAGAAGAAAAAAUAAAAGAUUUAAUUAAACAAUGGAAUGUAAAGGUUUUAGAUUUACACAGAAGCAAAAGGUAUCAAGAUAUUGAUGUGGUAAAUACAUUUUGGGAAGACCUAGAAGCAUUUCUCUUGAGACCUGCUAAGUUAUCAUAAUAAUGAG